AUGGCUGGCCAAUGCGGUUCUGACACGUACGUGUACAUUUGUACUAAUAUACUUGGUGGAUCAUUUCUGAAUGUAUGGGGAUAUGAUGUUGGCAGUAACAGUUCUGCAAAUGCAUUCAGGUAUCCAAAUGAUGUCUAUGAUCGCAUCUGGGGCCCUUUACUAUUUGACAAUUGGAUUCCAAUUGCCACAAACUCAACCGUUUAUUCUUCGAGCAAUGAUAACCCUUAUAACUUACCAGAUUUAGUUUUGAAGACUGCUGUCAAAACACAUAACGCUAGCACUCCCCUAAGCUUAUACUGGAGUUCACCAGAUUCUCUUUCAAAAUAUUAUGUUUAUUUUCACUUUGUUGAGAUUGAGAAGCUUAGAGCUGGCCAGCAGAGGGAAUUGACAAUUAAUUUGAAUGAUGAACGCAAUCUGAUCGAAUCUGUCAAACUUGAUUAUCUGAACCCAAGAACCAUAGUCCAAAAUUAUCCACCAAUUAGUGGAAAGCAGAUUAGCUUUUCAAUACAGGCAGCUAAGGGAACUAAGCGUCCUCCAUUCCUCAAUGCUCUUGAGUUUUUUCAGUCAAUAGAGCUCCCAAAUAAAACAAGUUCCAUAGAUGAUGUUGAAGCUAUCAUGGACAUCAAGAAAAUGUACAAUGUUACUAGAAACUGGCAAGGCGAUCCAUGUGUCCCAAGUGAAUACUUAUGGGAUGGUUUGAACUGCAAUGACAACCAUCAUCCAAGGAUCAUCUCAUUGAACUUGAGCUCAAGCAAUAUGACAGGGGAGAUUGCAAUUUCAUUCUUCAAUCUCAAAGCAAUGCAGUCCUUGGAUUUGUCAUACAAUGACUUAACCGGGCCUCUGCCAGAAUUUUUGGCACUACUACCGAAUUUGAACACCUUUAAUGUAAAUGGGAACAAGCUCACAGGUUCAGUUCUUGAGGCUCUUCUGCAAAAGUUUAGGGAUGGGAAAUUAAUCUUAAGUGUUGGCGAAAAUCCAGAUCUUUGUAUGUCAGUUCCAUGCAAGAGAAAAAAGAAAAAGGAAUAUGUUAUUCCAAUCAUUGUAUCGUCUAUUGCAGCAGUCCUGGUUCUUCUGUUCAUCUUUAGUGCUCUAGCUAUCUGUAGAAGGAAAAGACAAGGAGUAGAUAUGGUCACCAAAUCCAACAUCAAAUCAAAGAAUCAACAUUAUAGCUACUCAGAGGUUGUGAGCAUAACUAAUAACUUCAAAACCAUCAUUGGAGAAGGAGGAUUUGGAAAAGUGUACCUUGGCAAACUGAGAAAUGAAACUCAAGUUGCUGUUAAGUUGCUCUCUACUUCAUCAAACCAAGGCUAUAAGGAAUUUCGAGCAGAGGCACAACUCGUAAUGAUAGUCCAUCAUAGAAACUUGGUUUCUCUUGUUGGAUACUGUGAUGAGGGUGAAAAGAAGGCACUUAUAUAUGAGUACAUGGCUAAUGGCAAUCUGCACCGGCAUUUAUCAGUGACAAACAGAAAUGUCUUAACUUGGAAUGAGAGACUUCAUAUUGCAGUGGAUGCAGAACAUGGUUUGUAAACAAAUCAAUUACAUGAUUAUUCAUCUUCAAUAUUGUUGUAUUUCAGUUAUAAAUAUAUUAAAAAUAAGUUACCAAUGGUAUAUUGGUGGAGUUGCAAGGUUGGAAUAUCUACAUAAUAGUUGCAAGCCACCUAUAAUCCAUAGAGAUUUGAAACCUUCCAACAUUUUAUUAAAUGAACACAUGCAAGCCAAGAUAGCUGAUUUUGGUUUGUCUAGAGCCUUCACAAUGGAAAAUGACUCUCAUGUGUCAACUCGCCCAGCUGGCACGUUGGGAUACGUUGAUCCUGCAUAAGUUUUGAGACCUAUUGAUUUGAAAUUCAUAUAUAUAAUUGGAGUUAAGGGUGAAUUUAAGUGUCAUGUAUAUAUGUUCUAGUGGAAUCUGCAACACACUAAGCCUGUUAUCAUAAAAUUUUCCACUAAUUAAAAAUAUUUUCUGCCUUUAAAGAUCAAACAUUGAUUUCCAAGUACCCAAUGCAUCCAAACACUAUAAAAUUCACAAAUUUCAAUUAAUUGAACAAAAUUUCAAAACUUUGCAGUUUUUACAAGUACAUAGUUUUAUAAUUUUGAUGCCCAGCUCACUUUCUUCACCGAUAGGAGUUAUAUAAAGCAUCAGGGUACUAUAAUAAUUUUGAUGCACAACUCCCUUUCUUCACCAAUGGGAGUGUUAUAUAGAGCAUUAGGAUGCUUAUUUAAGGUCCAAGCAAUCAAUCAUUUACUCACUAAGUGCAACUACGAUAGGAUAUAAUGAAAGUAAUAGCUAGCAGAAUUAAAUCAACCUAUGAGUUUCUUGUAUUUAUCUAUCCACAUAUGUUUUACAUGCAGAUUUCAAGCAUCUGGAAACUUUAAUAAGAAAAGCAAUGUCUAUAGCCUUGGGAUUAUUUUGUUUGAGCUAAUUACAAGCCGCACUGCAAUAGUAAGAGGCCCUAUGAAAAACAAUCACAUACUUGACUGGGUUAAUCCUUUGAUUGAAAGGGGUGAUGUUCAAAACAUUGUUGAUCCAAGAUUAGAAAGAGAAUUCAACACCAGUUUUGCCUAGAAAGAAAUAGAGAUAGCAAUGUCAUGCAUACCAUCAUAUGCUAUACAAAGGCUAGACAUGAUUCAUGUGUUGGCAGAACUUAAGGAAUGUUUGGCUCUAGAGAUGGCUCAUGAAAGAACUCAAAGGAUGGCAAUUGAGGGUAAUUUAACAACUUCAAACAUUCCGUUCAAAAUGACCCAUUUGGAGUAUGAAUCAAAUAUUGUGCCUCAUAGUAGGUAGAUUUUUUUUUUUUGUUGGGGGGGGGGGGGGGAUAUUUGGUAGUUUGGGGAGGGGGCAUUAGAACCUAGACAUCUUCACUAGAAAGCGUCAAUUGAGCUAUAAGGCUUAUGGCCCCAUCUUAGGUAGUUAUCAAACAAAGAUUAGAAGUCAAGUGUUCUUUGUAUGCAAUAUGAUAAGUUUGCGAAUGUAGAGAGAAAUAUCAUAGAUUGAAUGUACCUUUGCUUUUAGAAGUUUUUAUCCUCGGCAAGCUUAUUUUUAAGUUCUCUAUUAAUAUAAAACUAGCAUUAUUCAAAUCAAGUUCUUGUUCAAGUUUCCUAUUGUGGAUCAUUUCAUUCUUAGUUCAUACAAAUUAGUUGUAAGGCCAGAAACUUGAUUCUUUGUGAGUUAUCUUUGAGAAUCCAUCUUUUUGACACCCAUAUUAACUAUCAAUUUAUAAUUUUUUUUAUAUAUAAAAAAGUAGAGACUUGAACAUUGUCUCAUUGAUUGAUCAAGCAAAAAUAUACUCUGAAUAAUAAUUUGGGUGAAUUCCAUGGCUUCUUCCCUUCAAAUUCAUUGCCCCUAUGGGCCUAUGCCUUAAGCUGCCUAACAAUCUUCUUUGCUAAAGUCAUUUCUUAUAAUAAUUAUUCAGUUUCUCAAGAGUAAAAAAUAUGGUAUUUACCUUCUCUCUACAAAGAAUCUAAAUUUAUGAAGAAAUCUAGUUUUCUAUUAAUAUUUACAAUUGAGAGAAUGAAUCUUUACAGUCUAGGGGUAUACAUGGGUUAGGUCAAAUCGGGUUUAGGCAGUGGUGGCUCUAGGAAUUUUUCUCAAGGUGGUCAUUAAAAAACUUAAAUUAAACAAAAUUUAAUAAAAUAAAAUUUGAAUAUAUUGAUAUCACAAAAAAAAGUGCAAAUACAUAGAUCUUUAAAAUUCUAUUCUACGAGUUUCAUAUUUUGAAAUUGAUGUAUGAUAGUUUCGUUAUCAAUUCUAUCAACUAUAUCAUUUUCAAUGUAUACAACUAAACAAUCAUUAAACUACUAAUAUCCCAUCUAAUUACGAACAUCUCGCCUAAUAAGUAACAAUAUAAACAAAAGACAUCAUCUUUUUUUUUAUGAUCUAUUCCAACCAAUUUUUGUAUUCUUUAAACUAAUUAAUAUUAAAUCAACACAAUGCUCCAUUAAUUUCUUUUUUAGGGAAAUCAUGGCCAAGAAGUUGACAAAAACCUCUUUGUAAAUAUGCUCUUCUUAUUUCAACCUAAUCAAUAGGAUGAAAAGAUGAGACAUUUUCUCAUAGCCUAUGAUAUGAAAGAAAAUUAUUAAAGUUAAUACAGUUUUGCUUAGAAUAUUAAUCUUACAAUGCAAGUGAUUUCUUUAUAAGAAAUUUAUUCAUAGUGCAAAAUAAUAAAGGGUAAACUAUAAGUUCAUUCAAUAUAUUCAAUUUAGGCAUUCAACUGUUAUAUUAAUCAUAUUCAAUAAAGUAUUCAGGCAUUACUUAAUUUAGUGCAUAUGCAUAUGUACAAAAUAUAUCACAUAAAUCCAAUAGAUUCAACUAGACUAAAAUAAACACCAAUAGAAUAGCCAUUUGAAAAGGUGUGUCUUUUGAGAAUACAAUUUAAAUACCACAAUCAAACAUUUGAUUUGGGUUUUUAGGCUAAAUUGUAUUUGUUUGGGAAAUUUUUGAAAAGUGUUA
Quercus lobata is the source of this 4447-nucleotide messenger RNA. Its product is annotated as putative leucine-rich repeat receptor-like serine/threonine-protein kinase At2g19230. The record is from RefSeq and is a predicted model, not a curated record. NCBI's taxonomy places the organism in Eukaryota, Viridiplantae, Streptophyta, Magnoliopsida, Fagales, Fagaceae. The transcript is spliced from 11 exons. Bases 1 to 1527 code for a protein of 508 amino acids. Gene Ontology annotation, molecular function: protein binding; protein tyrosine kinase activity; ATP binding. Gene Ontology annotation, biological process: protein phosphorylation.